CCUUUUGGGAGCUGGCAUCAUCUGAGGAAGAAACCAUAAAUGGAGCUGGAAGAAGAAUGGCAUGGGAGAAGUCAUGUUCCAUUGCUGCCAAGGUUGGAUCGCCUUGAUAACUUGAUGGAGUAUUUAGAAUGGAAGCACAGUUGGUCACGAAGGAGCGACGGCGCGGUGUCUCCGCCGCAGAGGUGGUGCGUGCCGCUGGAUUUGGCGGUGGAAGAAGCCCGUGCCAAAGGAUCGGUGUUGCACCGCGUCGCAGUGCUUGAACACCGGUUAGCUCAGUUAAGCUUAGAAAUGGAAGCAAGCAGCGUAUCAAGCUGUUCAUCAGUGCAUACUCUUGAAAGCCCGUCCAUAUGGCAAGAAUACAGCAACAAACAACAAUUUGCCUCCUUCCGAAGCUCUGAUGGAAGAAUCAUUGAACACCAAGACUGCGGCCACCAGAGAGUUAGCACCAAUAAGCAUGAUUUACUGAAAAUGGUGAAGAGUUCAGCUCCAGAGCAUCUGAUUCCAGAUGCCAGAGAUUCUAUCAGUACCCAAAAGAGUAAGAAGAACCAGAGGAUGUUAAAGAAUUGGCGCUGCAAGAGAUUACUAGGAUGCUAAUUGCUCUGCUGUAUGUAGUCAUCUACAAGCUGCUGAUGUUUAAAAUUUGUAUCGAUGCAUGAUGUUUUUUUGAAGUUUUAGGCUGUUUGGGUCAACAGAUUCCCUUAAUGAUCCAACGUUGUGUCAACAAUGAUGGAAUGACAUUUACCAACUUUAAGUAUGAUCAUAGAUGCAAGGAAGAAUGAAUGAUGAAUAAAAAUAUAAAAAAGU
Messenger RNA from Elaeis guineensis (African oil palm), 804 nucleotides. Lineage: Eukaryota; Viridiplantae; Streptophyta; Magnoliopsida; Arecales; Arecaceae. The record is from RefSeq and is a predicted model, not a curated record.